Messenger RNA from Alosa alosa (allis shad), 2282 nucleotides. It is a transcript of the gene c1ql4a, whose product is annotated as complement component 1, q subcomponent-like 4. Lineage: Eukaryota; Metazoa; Chordata; Actinopteri; Clupeiformes; Clupeidae. The record is from RefSeq and is a predicted model, not a curated record. Gene Ontology annotation, molecular function: protein binding. The coding region runs from base 678 to 1397 and encodes 239 amino acids. The transcript is spliced from 3 exons.
UCUCACAGGUGCUGUGGCGAAAACUCCUUCGCGUUUUGUAAACCGUGACAGGUUCGUUGAGAAGAACGACCCCUCUUUCAAAUGUGAUCAAAUUUAGCACAUAAAUUAGGAUCAAUGGUAACUUUGAUUUUCUGCCUAAUGUUUGACAAUUUUAGCAUAUUACGUACGUUUCAUUAACACCCGCGAUUUAUUAAUCAUAACAUGUAAACUAGUCUUCUACAGAAUUUGUAGAAUAGCCAAUACUGUUUCUGGUGUCAAAAAUCAGAUUUGGAGAGUUUGGGGAGUUUCUUGGGUGCAGGUGCCGCGCUCGUUAUCUAUUCGCUUCCGUUGCUGUUUCAAGUUGUGCGCGCAUUCUCCAAGCUUCCUCUCAGUCCUGGGCGGAGUGGAGUCAUUUGAAGAUGAUGUCUUACGCGACUUCGACAUACUCAAGUUUCAGAUCUCUACCAAAUGCGAUCGUUAUUUCACAGAGGAUUACAAUUUGAUCUAGAACCUCGACUUCAAACAUCCCUCUUCAACGACGACAAAGGGACGGAAGACUUUUCAGUUUGUAGGGCAUCACCCCAGCGGGCACCGUGGCGGGCACUAUUCCGUCGAAGGGCGAGGAGGACUUCCUGACGCUCGCCGCCUCCCGGCUCAGCCGUCGCAAGCGUGUCAUAGGUGCAGGCGUGGGCGUGGCCAUGGUCCUGGUGCUGCUGGUCGCCAUUCCCCUAUUGGUCCACAGCACCAAAGCGGGAGGGGCUGGUGGCCAAGGCAGCCAUUACGAGAUGCUGGGCAGCUGCCGGAUGGUUUGUGACCCGUACACCCCGUCCCAGAACGAGCUGACCGCCGUCUCUCCGCCACCGCCCGACUUCAUGAGCCGCCGGGGGAAGUCGGGAUUGCGCGGGCCUCCCGGGAUCCCCGGCCCGCAAGGACCCCCGGGCCCCCCUGGAGAGCCGGGUAAGCCUGGCCCGCAGGGACCCCAGGGCCCCGGGCCGGGCGGCUACGUGCCCUCCUUCUACAGCCCCAAGAUCGCCUUCUAUGCAGGCCUGCGCAAGCAGCACGAGGGCAUGGAUGUGCUCAAGUUUGACGACGUGGUCACCAAUGUGGGCAACUACUACGAGCCCAGCACCGGCAAGUUCACGUGCCCGCUGCCUGGCAUCUACUACUUCACGUACCACGUGCUCAUGAGGGGAGGAGACGGCACCAGCAUGUGGGCCGACCUGAAGAAGAACGGGCAGGUGAGGGCCAGUGCCAUUGCCCAGGACGCCGACCAAAACUACGACUACGCCUCCAACAGCGUCAUCCUGCACCUGGACGUGGGGGACGAGGUGUACGUGCAGUUGGACGGGGGCAAGGUGCAUGGGGGCAACACCAACAAGUACAGCACCUUCUCCGGCUUCCUUAUCUACCCCGACUGAUCAUGACGGCCAACAGCUCCUCCGACCCACCAACCAACCCCACCCCCCCCACCCAAUCAAAAUCUCUACACCCUCAUUACACUACCCCUCCCUAAGACGCCACUGUGGGCACACUGCGUGAAGGCAUAGAAAUAAAGUUACACACACACACACACACACACACACACACACACACACACACAGACAUACAUGCACAGAGUCUCGUUAAAGUGUACUUGCAUACACGCGACACAGGCACACAUUCACACAUGUGGACACUGACUGACACAUUCUGACACUCGCAGCAACACACAAAGCACAUUUACAUCCGAGACAGUCGACAUGAAGGACACGACACGUGUGUGACUGAGAGGCUGAAGGGCUUCAUGGACAUCCUGUCAGCUGUGUGUUUUUGCACAAAAUCCCACCUUCAACCAACCGCCCAAUCCACAGCUGUAUAUGAGUGUGUGAGUGUGUGUAAAUAUGACAAGUGUGCAACAACAACCUUGCUCUCCACCAUAUCCUCCUAAAGCAUUUGCCAAAAUUUAUACUUUGAAGAAAAAAAAAAGAAAUACAAAAUAAAUGUACAAAAAUAUCUAUAAAGGACAGAGAGACGCAUAUCUUGUAGUCUAAUUACCUCACUAGGUGUACAUGUUCUGAUGUGAUCUGCACGCCCCCACUCUUUUUCUCAUGUGUCGCCAUCUAAAGAACGGUGUGUGCCCCUGGCCAGGAGCCCAGUCCGUGUGUCCAGCGCAGAGCCACACUCCGCACCGGCGGGCAGAGCGCUCUGAGUGCCACCAAAUCCUUCGGGGCGGCUGGAGACAAAAUAGUUAUUAGAAAAAAUAUCUAUUGCGGCUAGUGGUUUACUUGCCUCCACUGCGUUUACACAUGACUGGCUUCUGGUUU